Molecule: messenger RNA, 5158 nt
Organism: Oreochromis aureus
Lineage: Eukaryota; Metazoa; Chordata; Actinopteri; Cichliformes; Cichlidae
Gene: pcbp3
Product: poly(rC) binding protein 3
Exons: 17
Coding region: 725-1690 (321 amino acids)
Biological process (GO): regulation of RNA metabolic process; regulation of gene expression
Cellular component (GO): nucleus; cytoplasm
Molecular function (GO): mRNA binding
Source: RefSeq, a predicted model, not a curated record
UCUGCCUCCGAGCGCGUGUGUGUGUUUGUGUGUGUGUGUAUGUUGGAAGGAGAAAAGAGAUAAAGAGAGAGAGAGAAAGGGAGGGAGAGGCAAGCGGCGUUUAUUCUCCCCCCUUUAGCCUCCCCGUUUCCCUGCUCCCUGUCACUCCAUCCUUCCUCCCCUCUCCUGGACCACCCUCCAGCCCCGCUUUGAGCCGGACCGAGACCCCCUACCACCCAGACCACCCCGGGACCCUUUGACUCUCCUCACUUCUCCGUCCCACCAGCCACAACCUCUGAGCAGGGAUUCCACUCGGGUCCUCUCCUAUCCUGGAGUGCUGUCUGUGAACAUCUCAACCGCACAAUAUCCACUUAACCCAGCUGCCACGCUUAAUUUGAUCUAAAUAAGCUUCUGCUGACCAGGCGCAGCAAAGUCCAUCAGCCAGACGUCCAGUCACCCCAUUCUGCUGAAAGGCUGAUAGCCACAGGUCACAUGACCUGGAAGAAAAAGCCUUGGAGACUUUUGGGAUCCCUCUUUGCAUGGACUGGUUAUCAACCUGAAGGGAAAUCCAAAGGCUGAUGAACUGAUCCGUGUCUGUGUGAGACCACAUUGCUCUGGUGUCCUAUAUGCACUGCGAACACACCACGCAGCGGAAAUCUGGUGACUGGCUGGCUGGAAUACCACCGCACUCCUUCUCCUUCUGAGGACAUCUUACCGCUGGACCACCAGUUUUCCCUCCCCGAGCAUGGAGCCCACAAAAGUCCAGUCAGAGGGUGGCCUCAAUGUCACCCUGACCAUCCGCCUCCUCAUGCAUGGAAAAGAGGUUGGAAGUAUAAUUGGAAAGAAAGGAGAAACAGUAAAAAAGAUGCGAGAAGAAAGUGGAGCGCGAAUCAAUAUUUCUGAGGGCAACUGUCCAGAGAGGAUUGUUACCAUCACUGGACCAACGGACACCAUCUUCAAGGCUUUUGCUAUGAUCGCCUACAAAUUUGAGGAGGACAUAAUCAAUUCCAUGAGCAACAGUCCAGCAACCAGCAAGCCUCCUGUCACCUUAAGGCUUGUUGUGCCAGCCAGCCAGUGUGGCUCCCUCAUAGGAAAAGGAGGCUCCAAAAUCAAAGAAAUGAGAGAGUCCACAGGGGCCCAGGUCCAGGUAGCAGGCGACAUGCUGCCCAACUCCACAGAACGUGCGGUGACAAUCUCUGGGACCCCAGAAGCCAUCAUCCAGUGUGUCAGACAGAUCUGUGUGGUUAUGCUGGAGUCCCCACCAAAAGGUGCCACUAUCCCUUACCGCCCAAAGCCCACCUCCACCCCUGUCAUUUUUUCUGGUGGCCAGGCCUACACAAUUCAGGGACAGUACGCCAUACCACACCCAGAUCAGUUGACCAAGCUCCACCAGUUGGCUAUGCAGCAAACCCCCUUUACCCCUCUCGGACAGACCACCCCUGCUUUCCCUGGUUUGGAUGCCAGUCCACCAGCCAGCACCCAUGAACUCACCAUUCCUAAUGAUUUAAUAGGGUGCAUUAUUGGACGCCAGGGCACCAAAAUAAAUGAGAUUCGACAGAUGUCUGGGGCGCAGAUCAAAAUUGCAAAUGCCAUGGAGGGCUCAUCAGAGCGUCAGAUUACCAUCACAGGGACCCCCGCUAACAUCAGCCUGGCCCAAUAUCUCAUCAAUGCCAGGCUGACGUCUGAAGUCACUGGAAUGGGCACACUCUAGUUUCAACCCAUCUUUCCUCAGUGCAUCACAUGACCCUUGAGCGAAUGAAUGGCAUUGUACCUAAUUUAUUGGUUUCUCUGUGUUUGGUAUUUUUUAAGUGACUUUAACUUUGAUUAUUUAUAGUAUUUAGUGUAAACACGUGUAUCUGCACUGUUACUAGGACUCCUCACACCUCGUUUUACGUUUUUGAAAGGCUUUACUUUUUUGUCACUCUAGUAUCUUCCAUGCCAUCUCAUGCACUACAUCACUCUGUCGUACCUCGCGUUUUAUAAGACGGCACCAUACUCGUUCUUUUGUAAUGCAGGCACUUGAAAGUAAACACAAAGUAAACCUAAGUAUUGGUUUAACAAUUUACACUGAGGUUGUCCCCCCUCCAGCCCCACAUCCUUUUACACUGACCCAUUUUUUAGACUGCUAGCUGGGACAAUACAUUAAGCAACACAAAUGUUCAGCAGCUAUAUCAUUUACUUUACUCCAGUUCAUUUCACACUGAUUUCAUGAUUGAGGAAAUUAGUGCUCUACUUUGUGCCUGUAGACAUUUGCCUGUUCGUCCUAGCAUUGUAUGUACACUAUAGAAUGAUCUGCAUGACGCACAGAACCGACUACAUUUCACAUUCAUUUUAAAAUCAAACAGGUGGAACCAAACGGAAAUGGAAGAGUGAAAGGGAUGGGUGUAUCACUCUGACUCCAGUCUGAAAUGACCGAGGGUGUAAGCCAGAAAAAAAAAAGGAAACCAUGCUAAUGCAUAAAUAUCAGCCUUUCCGAGUUUCUUGUGAGACCUGACAGAAAGCUGGGAUAGAAAAAUGAAAAUAUAUCAAGGAAAUGACUGGAGCAAAGAGUGAAAUUCAAAUGCAUGCUAUGAAUAAAGCCCUUUUUAUUCACCUAUACUCCACCACCAUAUAAACAUUAUUCAUGUCGUCAUGUCAUAGCAACUGUGUAUAAGCAGCAUGGGCCAUAUGGAGCGAUUUCAGAAUUGUCUAGUGUAUAUUUGCACUCACAUGUAGCUCAUGUAAAGAUUUCAUUGUAAAUCACAAGAGCUGAAAAGCUCGUGGGUAGUGUCCUUGAAGACACUUGUUACAAAGUGGUAGGAAGCAAGCCAUUUUAGAAACAGAAAGUGUAGAGUAUUACUGGUAAGCAUGCAUGAAACGUUGGGAUAUCUAAAACACUGAAAGCAUAUUUUUCAAUUUACGUAUUUACACAUGAUUCAGUUGAUAGCCGUGCUUACAUACACGUAUGUAUAACUCUCUGCAGCUGCCAUCUACUACAGAGAGUAUUGUGGGUGACUGUACUGAUUUUAUGGUAUGUGUUCACAGGGGCGUUUCUGGAAGUGAGCAGUUGCACUCAGAACUUGCCACUAGGUAGUGUCAGUGUCCAUAUGAACAUCUGACAAUUUGCUACUGGAUUUUAAUUAUGACCCAUAUGCCAGCUUGGUUAAUUUGGCCAAUGUUAUAGAAACAGUGGGACCCAAGAAAUAAGCCAAGUAAUGGCAUUAUAUAUUUAGUUUCGCAUCAGUUCUUUCUGUUGAAAGGCAAACACAGGAUAUACCAGUGGUAAUAAAAUGUGCUUAAUUGUUGUUAGGAUGAUGAAGACGUUCAGCCCCAAAAGGUUUGAGAAUCCAAGAUCUGGUAGCAUCAAUGGGAAUAUUGAUGCUACCAGAAUGCUCACAUAGACUAUGGAAAUGAAGGAUCCUGUGAACAUGUACCAUUAUCUCCAAAUGGGCACAUAACUUUUGGCCCUGUUGCUCAGUCUGAAGCUGAAUGUACUUCAAAUAUGUGUUUUAACUAAUAUUUACAUGUCACACUGGGCUAUAUUAAUUACACAGGUAUAUUUUCAAUCAGGUGCAUCAAAGCUAAAUGAUGUAAACAAUUAUUUAACAAACGUUUUCGAACGUUACCAGGUUAAGAAGGUCACCCUCAAAUGAAGUCGGUUUCAGAUGAUAUAUUUAAUAAUUACCAUAUUAUUACACCAGAUACAUACAAUAUUACAUGCUGAAAUUAUUUUUCAUUAUGAUAAAUAAAAAAUGUAAGCCUAAAUGUUCCUGUAUUUUCUGCAAGAAACAAAUUUAUUCAGCAAGUACAGCGCUUGUUUCAGCUUCUGUAGGGUAUAAGAUCAAAACUAGGGGAUAUCUUCAUGUGUCAUGUGACUGAAGAUUGUUUUGGGGGAUAUUUUUACCUUUUUUAUAGCUGAGGUAGAAAUAGGCAAGAAAUGUUGAAAAAGAUAGCAGGACGUGCAACUAUUACAUUUUUUUCUCAAUCCCACUGUUUCAAAAAUCCUGACUAUAUUACAAUAAUUAAACAAUUUACUUACAAAGUGUUUAUACAUUUAUGCAUAACUCUUACAUGAAAUAUUGGUCGGGCCAUUACAAAUUUGGCCCAGGUCCUGAGUAUUUGGAUAGAAUGGAUUAUAUAUGGGUUAUUACUUUUGAGUAUAGAGUCAGUGAUAUUGUUUUGUUACAUUUCACAUCUUUUCACACUUACAUUGUGAAUGUAUCUCUCUACUUUGUACAUUAUCACUCAUCUGGCUGCAUUCAGAUGAACAAACAGAGCGCUCGCUGAUUGAGGGCUGACGUGUUUUAAACAUUGUGUUCAUGUAAAACUGUUCUAACUGUAAUUACUUGAGCAGAGUGGGUAAAAAUGGUUCACAUUACUGUGAGAUUUUGAUAUCAGGUAUAUAGCUGCCUGUUGUCAAAAAUGACUUGCAGAAAUAUUUUGCACUAGCACUAAAAAACCAGUCCAGCAGAUUUUACAGACCACACAAUGUCUAAAAUAUUACUUGGCGACCAUCAGCUUCAAAUGCUCAACAAAACAAAAGAAGCUAAUGUGAACAGUUUAUGUGGCACACGGAGGCUAACCACCACAGAAUAACAUGAACACUUCCAAGUCAGAAACAGGUCAAUGAAUUCCUGUCCUUUCCAUUCUGUUGAGAUCUUAUGAAUGCAAUAUUUGGUUUCAUUCAAAACCUAUUCCACUUCUCUAUAAUCUAGCCAUUAAUUUGUUUAUUUUUUCAUGUUAUUUGCACAAUAAUGGUUGUGCUUGUAGGUUCAGGGUAUCUGCCGGUUGUGUGCACAGAGGUCAACCAAGAUGCAGCCCCUUACAGCGAGACCAACUUUGCAAACAACUCAGUUGCCUUUCUGAUUGCCAUACUUUGCUCAUUUUUGCUCAUGGUAUCAUUCAUGUUCUCUUCACCCUAAAAUGCUCUGUAAGUCGUACACCUAUUGUUUUGUUGCUUUCGUUGAUGAACCGAGUCAACACUUUUUUUUUCUGUGCUAGAGCAGCAAAAAGUUAAAGGUUAGCACUGAGGUAAUAUAUGAUGUAUGUUGUUUGGUGCUGUUUGAGGAAAUGUGUCAGAUCAUGUUUAAAGUUGAUCAUUUGCACCAUGAAGGUCAGUAUUGGAUCUAUUAUUUGUUGGGGUUGAUUCUGAAAUGUUUUGUAAAAAGAUGAUAAUAAAGUUUGUGUUUUUUUCCCUUGA